Molecule: messenger RNA, 1575 nt
Organism: Xiphias gladius (swordfish)
Lineage: Eukaryota; Metazoa; Chordata; Actinopteri; Istiophoriformes; Xiphiidae
Gene: plaub
Product: plasminogen activator, urokinase b
Exons: 11
Coding region: 91-1527 (478 amino acids)
Biological process (GO): regulation of cell adhesion mediated by integrin; plasminogen activation
Molecular function (GO): serine-type endopeptidase activity
Source: RefSeq, a predicted model, not a curated record
CCGACAGAGGAGCGCGAAGCCCGCGGAGGCCGUCACACGCUCCGGCUCUCUGCGAGUCUGCGCGGAUUUCAGUCUGCGCGGCGGGGCAACAUGAUAACGACGCCAAACGUGGGGGUCUUCCUGUGGACCCUGGCAGCUCUGUCAGCCACCGGAGCAGGUUCGUCGAGGACAAGAGGGCGCCACAAAACCUCUAUUUGGACUUCCUCCUCUUCGUCCGCCUUCUCCUCCGUGGUUUCGUUGUCCUCUUCCUUUGAAGGUUCAGGUGGGAUCUGUCUUCACGGAGGCACCUCUGUCCCAUCCUUGACCACCGGUGAACACAUGUUUUGCUUGUGUGCCGAGGGUUUUGAGGGGAGACGGUGUGAAACGGUUCCUUUAGGCGCAGGUCCUCACUGCUACGAGGGUCUAGGAGUUUUCUACAGAGGCAGAGUGUCUAGGUCGAAGAGCGGACGGACGUGUGAGGAGUGGGAUUCGGACGCCAGGGAGCGAUUCAUGUCCUCGGAUGUCAAUUCAGGGAGGCACAACUACUGCAGAAAUCUUUACUACAGACGGCGUCCGUGGUGUUAUGUUUGGAGAAACCAGCAGCUGGUGUGGGAGUAUUGUGAUAUCCCACAUUGUAUCUCAGAGACAUCUCCACCUUUGCCUGCACCCACAGAGCCACAGCCGGAGUCGACGUGUGGCCAGCGCACCAGAAGAAAGCAGAUGAAGAUUGUGGGUGGAACAGUUGCCACUGUGGAAUCUCAGCCGUGGAUCGCUGCCAUAUUUUGGCGAACCAAGUCCAAGAAGAAGGUUUUCCGCUGUGGGGGGAGUCUGAUCUCCGCCUGCUGGGUCCUCACGGCCGCUCACUGCUUCCCCGACGGCUCCCACGCCAAAGAGCACCGCUUCUCCGUCACCCUGGGGAAAAAUGCUCUGAAUGAGACCGACCCGACUGUGGAGCAGACGUUCAGGGUGGAAGAAAUCAUCGUCCAUGAAGAGUUUGACAACAGCGAGGGCAACUUCAAAAACGACAUCGCCCUGGUGAAGCUGAGGGCCAGACGUGGUGAGUGCGCAGUGGAGAGUAAGUCGGUGAAGACCGUCUGCCUGCCGCCGGCUCGGCAGAGCCUCCAGCCCGGCGUCGCCUGUGAGAUCACAGGAUAUGGGAAAGAGAAACACGGUUUGUGGUACAAGUCUCAGUACCUCAGAGAGGCUCAGGUGAACGUCCUCGCUGACGCCGUGUGUCGACAGAAGGAAUAUUAUGAAAACAUGAUCACCGAAAACAUGUUCUGUGCCGGUCGUCCCGACUGGAGCCAAGACGCCUGCGAGGGAGACUCCGGAGGGCCUCUGGUGUGCGAGGUCGACAACAGGUUCUUCCUGUUCGGAGUUAUCAGCUGGGGCGAAGGCUGCGCCAAGGAGUUUCGACCCGGCGUUUACACCAGAGUGACCAAUUAUAACCGAUGGAUAGCGGAGAAGGCGGGUCUGACAUCCAUCGCUGCCGGAGAGAAGGCGGGUCUGACAUCCAUCGCUGCCGGAGCCCCGCGGGCUCGGAAGUGAACCUUCGAGCUGAGGAUAUGAACUGCUGCUGUUUUUCCUUGUUUUCUU